AUCCCCUUCGAUUCUUUACUGUUAUCUCUCAAAACUUCUUCCCUCAAUUCAUCACCAAAAAUCCACAAUCAGAAUCACAAUCUUUUGGACUUUGAUCCUUAAAUCUCCGGUUGAUUUUUGUUCUUUUGUGUGAGAUUGAACAAAUUUUGUUCGUUUGUUUUUACUGAGAAACGUCGCUAAAUUCUCUGGUAGAAGAGGUGAUGCCAAGUUCAUAAUAUGGAUUCUCGUCAACUGUUUGGAUUUGGAGUCAAUAGUGCAGGUUUUUCUUGUACUCCUUAUUCCUCCGUUCCAUCCUUACCUAAUACCUUGCUUGGACCCUUGAAAUUUAGUGUAAGAAAUUCCCCGGCAUCUUCUUCGUUUUUUUCGUCGUAUUUUGAAUUGGAUUCAUUUCUGGAGACUACGGUGAGUGAUAAUCAAGAUCAGAGGAACUCCCCUGAGAAUCUCUCUGGACUUGGCCCUUCUUGUAAUUCGUCGUUUGAAACUAAUCAAAUAGCGUCGUCGUCGAAUUUGGAUCCGGGGUUGAAUGCGUUUGUUUACAAUGGAUGCUCGAACGAGAAUAUAAGCUUCACGUUGAAACAAUUGGAGAGUGUUCUUAUGGGGCCGGAUAAUGAGGAAGUUGUGAGUAAGCCUGAUGCUUCGUUUGGAGAUAGUUGCAGGCCACAGAUUAUGGGGCAGAGGUCCUACUUAUGGAGCCAAGAUCGACAGGGUGAGUCGAAUCUUGUACAGUCGCAGACGUUGCCGGUGUCGAUAAGCCGGCGAUCUCAAGCAGUUCACUUGGGGAAGCGCCAAAAAUCGAUGGAUGAAUCGAUAUUGCAGCAGGGAGGAUCUCCAUAUGAUAAUUUGAAGGAGUUGCUGAUUGAGUGUGCAAGAGCUUUAGCUGAAAACAGGAUGGAGGAUUUUGAUAACUUGGUUGCCAUAGCAAGAGGUGCUGUGUCUAUCAGCGGAGAACCGAUCCAGCGUCUCGGUGCUUACAUGGUGGAAGGGUUGGUGGCAAGGAAAGAGGAGUCGGGGGCGAAUAUAUACCGUGCUCUAAACUGUAGAGAGCCUGCAAGUGAUGAUUUGCUAUCUUACAUGCAUAUGCUAUAUGAAAUCUGCCCUUACUUGAAGUUCGGUUACAUGGCAGCUAACGGGGCGAUUGCCGAAGCCUGCAGAAACGAAGAUCGCAUCCACAUUAUAGACUUCCAGAUUACUCAGGGUACACAGUGGUUAACUCUUCUUCAGGCACUCGCAGCAAGGCCCGGUGGUGCUCCCCAUGUGAGAAUAACUGGUAUCGACGACCCCGUUUCUAAGUAUGCCCGUGGUGAGGGGUUGGAGGUCGUUGAGAGGCGGUUGGCUGAAGUCUCGAGGAAGUAUGGAAUACCAGUAGAGUUUCAUGGAUUACCCGUUUUUGCUCCAGACGUCACGCGUGGUAUGCUUGAUAUCAGACCCGGGGAGGCUCUGGCUGUAAACUUCCCCUUGCAGCUUCAUCAUACCCCCGAUGAAAGCGUUGACGUAAACAAUCCACGGGACGGUUUGCUGAGAAUGGUGAAGUCAUUGUCCCCAAGGGUAGUAACUUUGGUAGAGCAAGAAUCCAACACCAACACAACCCCUUUCUUCAACAGGUUUGUGGAAACUUUAGAUUACUACUUAGCAAUCUUCGAGUCCAUUGAUGUCACUCUACCAAGGAACAGCAAGAAGGGUAUCAACAUCGAGCAGCAUUGUUUGGCGAAAGAUAUCGUUAAUGUCAUCGCUUGCGAGGGGAGGGAACGAGAAGAACGCCACGAGCUCUUCGGCAAGUGGAAAACAAGAUUGACAAUGGCAGGGUUCUGCCAGUUCCCUUUGAGCUCUUACGUCAACUCCGUCAUCAGGAGCCUGCUCAGGUGCUAUUCGGAGCAUUACACUCUCGUCGAAAAAGAUGGAGCAAUGCUGCUGGGAUGGAAAAACAGGAACCUGAUAUCUGCCUCGGCCUGGUAUUGAGAGUACAAGAAUGCAGAUAAACGAUGACUGAGCUAUACGACCUGGUAUCGGGGGGUGGGGAGGGGCUCGUUGACGGGCUCUGCUCUGACGUGGUACUCAGGUGAAGCUGCUGCUAUCAACCAUUGAACAGGCCUGGACAUUCAACCAGACAGCUGAACUAAAAUUGUCCAUUUUGUCAGUAAAAACUACCAUUGACACCGAACUCUUCUCGAAAUUAUAUCGUCGACCUUGUGCGUGAUUUCCUCGUUAGGAAUCAUGGUUUGAAGAGCAGGAGAAAAACACAUAGACGACCUCCAUGAAUGUAAUCGAUAUUUUGAAGAAUAAUGUUUCUAUUUUGAUUUAGUAGAAUAAUGUACCUAUUUUGAGGCUGGAUAGAAACUCCAAUAACUGAAGCCUAAGGUAAAUUUAAUUUUGAUCAAAGAUAA
Messenger RNA from Cucurbita maxima (winter squash), 2381 nucleotides. RefSeq names its product scarecrow-like protein 21. The coding region runs from base 217 to 1956 and encodes 579 amino acids. The record is from RefSeq and is a predicted model, not a curated record. Gene Ontology annotation, biological process: regulation of DNA-templated transcription. Gene Ontology annotation, cellular component: nucleus. NCBI's taxonomy places the organism in Eukaryota, Viridiplantae, Streptophyta, Magnoliopsida, Cucurbitales, Cucurbitaceae. The transcript has 2 exons. Gene Ontology annotation, molecular function: DNA-binding transcription factor activity; sequence-specific DNA binding.